AUGUCCGAUUCCGAGCCCUCCAAAGAGCGUGUCGAACAGACUGGAACUCCUGGUUCCAGUAAUGAAUACAAGGAUGACUAUCCCCACGACACCUCUUCUUCCGACUAUGUGCUCGCUCCCGAGUCACCCAAGUCAAUUGGUAUUAGAAAGGUGGAAUUAUUGAACAAGCAAUACCACACCCCGGUGCUCCGUACCCUUUUCUUCGUGUGCAUCUUCUUCGUGUCAUACUGUUAUGCCAUUGAUGGAACCCUUCGUCUGUCUCUCCAGGCGUACGCUACCAGUUCCUACUCCCAGCACUCGCUUCUUUCGACCAUCAACGUUAUCAAGGCCGUGGUUGCAGCUGCUGCCCAACCCACCUAUGCUCGUUUGUCUGAUAAGUUUGGAAGAUUAGAGUUGACCAUUAUCUCCAUCAUCUUUUACGCAAUGGGUACAGUGAUCCAGUCACAAGCGUACGACGUAUAUAGAUUUGCCGGUGGUUCCGUGUUAUACCAGGUUGGAUAUUCCGGUAUCAUCAUCAUGCUUCAGAUUGUCAUUGCCGAUUUCUCUAACUUAAACUGGAGAUUGACUGCCUCGAUGGUUCCAGCAUUGCCUUUCAUUAUCAAUACCUGGGUGUCCGGUGAUAUCCUUAGCAGCUUAUACCCAAAGCACUCUUGGAACUAUUCAAUUGGUAUCUGGGCCUUCAUCUUUCCAUUGUCAUGUGUGCCAUUGCUUGCAUGUUUCAUCCAUAUGUUGGUAUUGGCCCGCAGAACCGACGAAUGGAAACGUUUGGUUGAAGAAGAGAGGCUUCACCGCCAGCAGGUUCGGUCGGGUAAGUCUUUCGUGAAAUAUCUUGCUGAUUCCUCCGUGGAAUUAUUCUGGAAGUUGGAUGUCGUUGGUAUUCUUUUUGUUGUGUGUGUUUUUGGAUUUAUCUUGGUUCCAUUGACAAUUGCAGGUGGUGUCACCAAUAAGUGGAAGAGAGGCUCCACUAUUGCCCCAUUAGUCAUAGGUUUUGUCCUUAUUCCGUUCUUUGUUCUUUGGGAAGGCAAGUAUGCCCGCCAUCCAAUUAUGCCAUUACCUCUUAUGAGAGACCGUGGUGUCUGGUCUGCUCUUCUCAUCGGGUUAUUGAUUGAUUUCGUCUGGUACAUGCCAAACGACUUUAUGUACACAGUUUUGAUUGUUGGUAUGAGAGCCAGUAUCAAGGCUGCCACCAGAAUUACUUCCCUUUAUUCCUUCGUUUCAGUUAUCGUUGGUCCACUUUUGGGAUUAUUUAUUGUUCGUUUCAAGCACUUGAAGGUUUUCAUUAUUUUUGGAACUGUUUGCUGGAUUAUUUCCUUAGGAUUGUUAUUCCAUUUCAGAGGAGGUAAUAACGGAACUGACAGUGAGAAGUACUUGAAUGGUGUGAUUGGAUCCUUGUGCCUCAUGGGUUUUGGUGCUGGAUUCUUCACCUAUCCUACCCAAGUCUCGAUCCAAACAUGUACCAACCACGAGUACAUGGCUAUCAUGCUCUCACUUUAUUUGGCUUCAUACAACGUUGGCUUAGCAUUGGGUGCCAGUGUCAGUGGAGCCAUCUGGACCAACGAAAUGUAUCCUGCUAUUGUGAGAGAGUUUAACAAGGCUGGUCUUGACCCAGCUGGCGCACAAGCUGCCUACGGUGCACCAUUCAAGUUUAUCUUGACCAAUGUGUGGGGAACACCAGAGAGAAUUGCCGUUGUGUUGGCAUAUGCUCACGUUCAAAGAUACUUGUGUAUUGCAGGGUUGGUGUUGUGUUUCCCAUUGUUGGUAUUCUCGUUAUUCUUGAGAGACCAUCGUUUGGAUGCGGUUCAAUCGUUGGAGCUCGAGAACGGAGCCGAAAGAAAGGAGAUUGUGGUUAACAACCAAGACGAAGACAUAAUAAUCAAGAAAAUCAAGUCUUUGUUUAAGAGAAAGUAA
This is a messenger RNA of Suhomyces tanzawaensis NRRL Y-17324, 1908 nucleotides long. Its product is annotated as MFS general substrate transporter. The record is from RefSeq and is a predicted model, not a curated record. The transcript has a single exon. Gene Ontology annotation, molecular function: siderophore-iron transmembrane transporter activity. NCBI's taxonomy places the organism in Eukaryota, Fungi, Ascomycota, Pichiomycetes, Serinales, Debaryomycetaceae. Gene Ontology annotation, biological process: transmembrane transport; intracellular iron ion homeostasis. The coding region runs from base 1 to 1908 and encodes 635 amino acids. Gene Ontology annotation, cellular component: endosome; vacuolar membrane.